Molecule: messenger RNA, 849 nt
Organism: Auanema sp. JU1783
Lineage: Eukaryota; Metazoa; Nematoda; Chromadorea; Rhabditida; Rhabditidae
Source: the annotation of a GenBank genome assembly
AUGUCUUUGACUUCUGUAGAAAACGUGUUCGAUGUUGGGUAUGCCGGAAUCGUUAGAAACACAAACUUUUCUGACCCAUGUGGAAGAACGGAGUUGCUGAAGACUUUAGAUAAAGCUCAGGAAGAUGGAGUAAUCAGUAAGCUAAAGGAUUGCAAUCAAAGAAUAGGGCGGCAUCAGAUCGCUAUCAAACAAUACCAUAUUGAAGUUAUUGAAAAAUAUACACAGUCCCAACAUCUUUCUAUCCCUCUUCAUAUUAUUGCUUCCGUUGGUUACAUCGAGGACGAAGACAUUCAUGUGAUCGCAGUAAAUAUUGCCUCAAAUGAUUAUCCGACCUGCCAACAGAAUCGGGAUAUUGCAGUGUUACUGCUCCCUAGCAAGAAGGCCGCUAAUGAUCUCUGUCAAUCAUUGAAUGCCCGUUUUCAAGUUACAUAUAGAGAGUUUGCAAUGAAACCUUGUUUGCGAAGUGCAGGUUCUCCGUCCUCCAGUCAUUCGCUACAACUAAACAGAACUUCAACACAUGCCCUUCCGGCUUUGGCUUCUGCAGCUACUCAGAACACUUCCACAUCAAUUUAUACAGCUAGUGACUCUUCAGCUGAAGGCAACGAGUUUCUUCGAAUGCUCAACGAGAGUCUAUCCGUGGACGAAAUUAAGCAGUUUGCAUUGUUGCUGAAUAGAAAAAAUAACUCUGACUUGCCAAUUGCGGAGUUGGCAUACAAAUGGAUGGAGCUACUCGGAACUCAUAGACGCCAUCUCAUGUACAAAUUUCGUCAUUUAAUAAGUCCAUCGGAUCAAGCGGCGUUUAUCGAGUUCUUGAAACUGCAUGAUAUCCGAAGUGCAUAUGACACUUAG